Hypomesus transpacificus is the source of this 3145-nucleotide messenger RNA. RefSeq names its product transforming growth factor beta regulator 4 (gene fastkd4). Gene Ontology annotation, cellular component: mitochondrial matrix; ribonucleoprotein granule. Gene Ontology annotation, biological process: regulation of mitochondrial mRNA stability; mitochondrial RNA processing. Lineage: Eukaryota; Metazoa; Chordata; Actinopteri; Osmeriformes; Osmeridae. The record is from RefSeq and is a predicted model, not a curated record. The transcript is spliced from 11 exons. Gene Ontology annotation, molecular function: RNA binding. Bases 404 to 2293 code for a protein of 629 amino acids.
AAUGUAGCAGUCUUCCAUUUGAGACAGCACUUAUCAGCGACAGAGUGCACUGAAUAUGUAAGUGCACUGUUUUGCAGGGCACUGUAUCGCAGUGUACUUCAUAAAGUGCGCGGUAGUAGACACAGCCCCUCUGUACAAAUUAAAUGUACGAGGGUCUGGUUAGGACCAGGCUAACGGACGAUGGCAGAAGUAGGCAAAAGAAAGUAGCCAAUCAACAAGUCGCCCGAUGAUCAUGUGACAUACCAUGCUUACUACGUUGUUUUUCUGCGACUGCGGUAACAACUGAAGUCCAUGUGAAUGUCGCCGGUUACAUCCCACAAUCUCAUUUGAAAGCUGAAGGUGAUUCUGGCUGCCAUAUUGUGAACAAGUUUCUCCGGUCUGGGUGCUUCAACUGUGCUCCUCCAUGACCAGCCGUCUACUUGGCCGAUGUGCCCGUCUUCUAUCCAGGGCUUCACCUAAUGCUCAGGCCACAACUGCCCGCUUAUCUGCCCCUCCAGCUGGGCCUACAGAGCCACUAUGGGCCUUUGCCUGGAUGGGGCCUUUGGGGAGGCCACUCUGUGAAGGCAGGAGUGUGGCCAAGGAUGAGGACUUUCCCACUGUGCCCAAACGCACACACCUGGAUGAGCUUCUAGAGAUGGCGGAGUCUCAGCAGGAUAUCCUGUUAGCUUGGGCUGAGCGAGGAGGAAAUGGCAACCAAGCUGCAGUGGCCAUGGUCAGAUUAUCUCAGUGCCAGAAAGGGGGCUCUGAAUUAAACCAAUCAGAGUUGUUGAAGGAUCCCAGGCUGCAGGAUAUGAUGGAUACGGUUGCUGCACAGAUUGGUACGGUGUGGAACGGCACCCUUGUUUCAGUCCUGCGUUCUCUGACCGCCCUGAACGUCCCUCUCGGGGCUGCAGUGGUUCGCUCUGUCCAGACAGAGGUGCUGUGGCGGAUACGCAGACUGGCCUACAAGCAGUUGGCUUACUUGGUGGACUGGGGCACGGGGCGGAAAGGCCAGCCAGAAAAGAUAGUUAACGCAGCGCUGAAACACCUGGAGCUGCGCUGGGCUGAGAUCUCCGACCCGAGAACAGUCAGCACUCUGAUGGCCAGAGCAGGACAUCUGUCCCCUGCUCUUAUGGACAGACUGGAAGACAAGGCACUGGAGCUGAUGGAGGGGUUCAGUGCUGAGGACAUCCGCAGGAUGUGUUUGGCAAUGGCCUCUCAGAGUCGAAGGUCUGUCCCCCUGCUCCGAGCCCUAUCUUAUCACCUCCUACAGAAACCCUCCCCCGACCUCAACACACCCCUACUGCUGGACAUAGCUUUUGCUUAUGGGAAGCUUAACUUCAACCACACCCAGGUGUUCCAGCGGAUGGCGUCGGAACUGUUACCCAGGGUGCCUGAGCUCAGCUCUGUCGAUGUCACCCGCUGUGCCAAGUCUCUGGCCUUCCUCAAGUGGCUUCAUCUGCCUCUGUUUGAGGCCUUCACAGAGCACUACAUUGUGAACAAUCAGACCUAUAACACUUUACAGCUUUGUAAUCUAAUAAUGUCAUUGGCCAAGCUUGGCUUCCAGCCAAGCAAAGGGGAGUUCUACGACAAGGUCCACUCUGCCCUGGACAGUAGCUUCUCAGGCCUGGAACCCCACCUCCACACAGAUGUGCUGUGGUCUCUGUGUGUUCUGCAGCAGUCCCGACCACAGUACUUCACCAGCUUCACACAGCACCCACACCUGACCAAACUCUCAGAGGGAAGUCAUACCAGGGUUGUGAACUAUCGUCUGAAGCUCCUUCACAUCGCUGCAACACUUCAGUUGGAGCAUCCAGACUCGGCAAAGACUGUUUCCUUACAACCCCCCGGGCCACCCCCCACCCCAGCGGCCCGCCGCCUCUCCCCUCUGCAGAGUGGGCUGAAGGGGGCACUAGAGGCUCUGGUGGGGGAGAGGCCAGAGGCUUUGCGUACUGGGGUCAGCACUGUGCACGGCUGGACCAUAGAUGGUGAGAUGGUUGUUGACAGUGAGAACAAGCCAGUGGACCUUGUGGGGUUGAUUGCUCCUCACCUGCCUGCUGGAGGAGGGAACAAACUGCUACCUGUUGGGGCACGAAGAUUGGCGUUCCUGGCCUGGGAGUUCCCUCAUUUUGGAUCCAGAAGUAAAGACCUGCUGGGGCGCUUCACCAUGAUGAAACGGCAUUUGCAGCUGGAUGGCUUCAUCACUGUGCAGGUGCCGUACUAUGAGUGGGUGGAGCUAAAGUCUGAUAGACAGAAAGUCGCGUACUUGAAAGAUAAAAUAGGGAAGGCUGUGGCAGAGGACAUGGCCAAAUGACCUGACCUGACCAAUGAACUGCACGAUGGACUUAGCUGGAGCCACACCCAACACUGAACAUACACAUAUGUUGUACACGCACACACACACAAAAUUAAACACUUAAGUGCUAAUAAGUCUGGUCUUGCAUCCAAGACUGCAUCCAAAGCACUUGUUCUACCUCUGUUCCCUUGGUGAGGCAUGGGGCUUUCUCUGUUGCUAUGGAGAUGCCACAUGAGAGUUCUGAGAAAAAGAGUGAAUGUGUGUGUGUGUGAGAGAGAGAGAGAGAGAGAGAGAGAGAGAGAGAGAGAGAGAGAGAGAGAGAGAGACACACAGACACACAGACAAAGGAAGAAUACAAGAGUAGUCUUUUGUUACUAAAGAGAUGUGUCCCCAAGUGACAUUCUGGCCUUGGAGCAAAGCGCAUGGUGGGUAUCAUAGAAUCAACGCCAUGAAUGAGCUUUAUAUGACUUGUGAAUUGAUUAACUAAAUAUCAUUGAUACUUGUGAUGUGCGUGUGCGCCUAUUAAUGCUCUUAGUGUGUGUGUGUGUCUGUCUGAUGGUGUGUCUUGCCAGUUUGGGGUGUGUAUGUAAGAAUGUGCAGUGUGAGUGAGGUAGCAUGAGGUGUGUCAUCUAGACAGAAGUGUGAUAUUCAGGCAGAGCACGUUAUUGCAUGGCACACCACAUGCAAACAACCGCAAAUGAAUAACUAAGGUGGUAGAAGAGGGUGGACUCGCAACCAUAUAUCCGUAUUCCAUUAUGUGGUUGUCCACACACACACAUACAGGAAAAGCUUUAAAUCUGCCUGUGCAGUCUGUGGUCAGUCUUGCCAAGUGCUGUUGCUCACGCCCAUGCUAAUAAAGAUGACAAAUUU